CCAACAAUGCAAAUGGAGUCGAACAGUAGCGAGAUCAAAUCUGUAAAAACGAGCCAUGUUUGAGAGAACUAGCAAAAAUCUAGCUAAUCGCUACCGAAACUGGGUUAAACGUAAUUUAUUCUACUAUGAGUAGAGCUUGAAUACACAACAGGUUUUGCUAUGUCGCUGGGUUUUAAACUAAACGGGAGGUGUCCCAAGUAAGUUGUUGAUUGUUUUUGUUCGAGGACCCCCAUCCGCCCUAGGCCUGCAGAAUGAAGAAGUGAAAAUCACCAAAAUUUGUCAUUAAAAUGAAAUCAAAAGGUGGAAAUUCGACGAAACCUAAAGAUUGUGAUACUGGACAGAAAGCUGACUCUCUGAAACCAUUGAGGGGCAAAAGUUUCUAUCUUCACCUCACCAACUACACAGGGUCCAAACAAUACAAAGGAAAGCUGAGGAAUUUAAAAGAGGAUCUCAUCAAGCAUGGGGCUAGACUAGAAGAAUUCCUGAGCAAAGACAUCAAGUACCUAGUCACCAACCAGCUGACCGCCAGGGAGUGCAGAGACAAUGACCACUCCACAGUUUCUACCCCCAGUCCAUUCAACCUGGCGUCCCCAGGGGUGGAGUCCCCCCAGACCAAUUCCCCUGCCCAGGGGGACGCUGAGAAGACGCUGUCCAGAGGGAAGAAGAUUGUCCAGCAGGCAGCUAAAGGGUCCAGGGGGACCAGCAAUAUUCUUGCAAAUGCCAAAAAGUUUGGAGUUCGAAUCAUUCACAUCUCGACUGUAGAGAAAUGGUUGGCAGAAAAAGGAACUGUGGGGGAAACUAGCAAACGUAAAGAAGUCGCCAAAACUCAAGAUGAUACUCCUUCCAAAUUUAGAGCAGAGAAGAAACAACUGGGUGGCCAGUCUUUGAAGUUUGAGGCCAGAAACCACCAUUACAAGCCUGUGUACAAAGAAUUUGACACUUGGCCCGUCUUAAAUUUAGCCUCACCUGGUGGCACAUGUCCAUUUGAUAAUGAGGCUAUAGGUGCUGCGCCUGAACCAAGGGCAGAGGGCGGCCAGGAGCAGGAGGAGGUUGAUGAACAAAAUACAGGAGGAACGCCACAAAGACGAGGGCAAGGUUCAGGCAAGGCUAAGGCAGGCACAUCUGAUGCCAUGAAUACACUGGUGACUGCUGGCGAGCUGAAGAGAAUGAAGGAAGUCAAAAGAAAGGCAGAUGCCAAGAAAGGAUACUGUGAAAUGUGCAAGCUCCAUUAUAAUAACAUUGAUAAGGGGACCAGCAAUAUUCUUGCAAAUGCCAAAAAGUUUGGAGUUCGAAUCAUUCACAUCUCAACUGUAGAGAAAUGGUUGGCAGAAAAAGGAACUAUGGGGGAAACUAGCAAAUGUAAAGAAGUCGCCAAAACUCAAGAUGAUACUCCUUCCAAAUUUAGAGCAGAGAAGAAACAACUGGGUGGCCAGUCUUUGAAGUUUGAGGCCAGAAACCACCAUUACAAGCCUGUGUACAAAGAAUUUGACACUUGGCCCGUCUUAAAUUUAGCCUCACCUGGUGGCACAUGUCCAUUUGAUAAUGAGGCUAUAGGUGCUGCGCCUGAACCAAGGGCAGAGGGCGGCCAGGAGCAGGAGGAGGUUGAUGAACAAAAUACAGGAGGAACGCCACAAAGACGAGGGCAAGGUUCAGGCAAGGCUAAGGCAGGCACAUCUGAUGCCAUGAAUACACUGGUGACUGCUGGCGAGCUGAAGAGAAUGAAGGAAGCCAAAAGAAAGGCAGAUGCCAAGAAAGGAUACUGUGAAAUGUGCAAGCUCCAUUAUAAUAACAUUGAUAAGCACGUAGCCUCCAAGGAGCACAAACGCACCUACGAGGACAACCAGAGUCCGUGGAGAAAUCUGGAUUUGUUGAUCAGUCGAGGGCCAAACAUGGAUCGUUUCUUGAGAGACGUGCAGGACUACCAUCCGUUACACUUACAGGAGGCCCAGAGCAGUGAAGGGGAGGAAGUUGAACUGUUGACACCAGAAAAGAGGGCACCACCAGCAGCAGGAAGGACAUCCAAGGCCUCAAAUUCUCAGAGACCUGUGGCAGGCAAAGAUGCAAAGUCUGCAGAAACUGUAAGCCCAGCACAAACCAGCACCACGAAGGGAAAGAAAGCUCUGUUCAAAUCAAAGCCUGCUUCAACAGCACCUAAAAGUGGAGAACAGCAAGGACAGAGCAACCUGAGAAGUUUAAAGACCAAGCAGCUGCUGGAGCCAGUGCCUGUGUCAGAGAAGGCUUCUGACCCAGACCUUAAUAUUAUUGAAGUUGAACAGGUCGCAGACCUUCCCCAAGAGGUCAUUGACCUUGGACUGGAGGUCGUUGACCUUGAAGAGAGCAAUGAAAGAUGUGGCAGUGUGGAAGGAAGGACGGUGAGAAGGACUAAAGAAAAAGUUGGUUAAAGAUAAAGAUAAAAACCAAGG
This is a messenger RNA of Lingula anatina, 2423 nucleotides long. RefSeq lists its product as uncharacterized. The record is from RefSeq and is a predicted model, not a curated record. Gene Ontology annotation, cellular component: Dbf4-dependent protein kinase complex. Gene Ontology annotation, biological process: positive regulation of nuclear cell cycle DNA replication; regulation of cell cycle phase transition. Lineage: Eukaryota; Metazoa; Brachiopoda; Lingulata; Lingulida; Lingulidae. Gene Ontology annotation, molecular function: zinc ion binding; nucleic acid binding; protein serine/threonine kinase activator activity.